AUGCUCCUGUCACCUCAUCCACUACCCUCUACUCUACUGUUGCCACCCCCAAGCCACCUCUCUUAUGGCUGUGAGCCACUGAACCUUAUCUCUUGUGGCUGUUGUUGACCAUUGAAUUUUGCGUCCGGGACCUAUCCUUUGAAUGAACUCUCCCAUGGUUGUCAACCUCUAGGUUAUGCAUCCAACAGCUUCAGACCCCUGCACCAUGUGUCUCAUAGUUUUCAACCUGUUUCCUACAUGCACAGUAAUGAUGACUAA
Propithecus coquereli (Coquerel's sifaka) is the source of this 258-nucleotide messenger RNA. RefSeq names its product keratin-associated protein 25-1. The record is from RefSeq and is a predicted model, not a curated record. NCBI's taxonomy places the organism in Eukaryota, Metazoa, Chordata, Mammalia, Primates, Indriidae.